AGAAAGCGGCUCUAAUAUCACCGGAGGACAAGGUGCAGAGGAGUGACAUUUUGUCCAGUAGUCAGGGCAUGGUGGAGAAAGAGGCUCUGGGGCCGCUGCUGCUCGAGGUGAGUGAAACAAUAAAGCUUGGUGGAAUUUUUAUUUCAGUGACAGACACAGGAAGUACCCACUUACGCAUUGAUUGGAUCAUUUAGUCAUGCUGCUUUCUAAGCACAGGUACUCUUUCAUGAAAAAAAAUCAUAUUUUUGGUUGCUCAUUAGUAAAUGAAUGGAUAGUAAUUAGAGUGCAUCUGCUCACAGUAGAUUUACAACUGCAAUUUAGUUAUAAUCUCUCUGUCUUCAGUAUUUUCUCUGUAUUGUCCAGAGUGAUUCAGUGACUCUGUAUGGUUCCCAGGACUUAGUUUCCCAGUGAGGCCCAGUGUCAUUAUGCUUUCCACGUUAGUUCCUGGCACACUUUCCCCCUGGCUGAGGCUGGGGCUGUGAGAGUGGUAGAGAAAGGCUGAAGUCCCCCUGCUCUCUUUGUGAUUCCCCCUUCCUCCGGAGGUGUCCGUUUCACCCCUCUUUUGUCCCUCCCUCUGUUUCGGGCCAGGCCCUGGACGGCUUCUUCUUUGUGGUGAACCGCGAAGGCCGGAUCGUGUUUGUGUCAGAGAAUGUGACGGGUUACCUAGGUUACGCCCAGGAAGAGCUGAUGACCUCCAGCGUGUAUAGCAUCCUCCACGUGGGAGACCACAAUGAGUUCAUCCGCAACUUGCUGCCCAAGAGUCUCGGUGAGGAUGACAGGAGAGGAUGAGGGGAUGAGACGAGAGAGGAGGAAGGAAGGAGAGGAGGGCAAGAGAGAGGGGGGAGGGAUCAGACAGAGGAGAAGGAGAAAGGAAGAGAAGAGGAAGGACAAGGACAAGAGAAAGGAGAUGAGGAAGGAAAAGAGAUGAAGAAGAACAUGAUAGAGGGGAGAUGAGGAAAGACGGGUAAGAGAGAAAGCCGAAGAGGAUGGAGAGGAGGUAAGAGAGGAAUCUCUGCUGUAGGGACAGUAUCAUGCAGUAUGAGGCAGCCAGAUCAUGUGACAGCUAUAAGAGCAUAGUAACCAGGAGACAUAAGGGUCUGUGUCCCAUGAAGCCCCUAGUAAUUCCUCUCUAUAUAGGCCAGGCCAGACAGGAUGGGUUAAGGUCAGCAGAGAUAGACAGGUCAACUAGCUACUAUCUACCUGCCUGUCUUCAGCUUAAACUGUCACUACAUAGUGACCACGUUUACAUGCACACCAAUAUCCCGUUAUUAUUCGGGAUACUUAAGUAUUCUGUUUUUGAGUUUUUAUUUUUUAUUUUUAGUCAUUUUAGCAGACGCUCUUAUCCAGAGCGACUUACAGGAGCAAUUAGGGUUAAGUGCCUUGCUCAAGGGCACAUUGACAGAUUUUUCACCUAGUCGGCUCGGGGAUUAGAACCAGCGACCUUUCGGUUACUGGCACAACGCUCUUAACCACUAAGCUACCUGUCGCAUAUAAACAUCAUAUCCGGUUUACAAUACCCCAGUUAUGAGAAACCCGGAUAAGAUGCCUGGGAUGUGCUGAUCUAAGACGGGAUACUGUGGCAUGUAAAAACGUAUCCUGUUUACUGUUGUUUUUGUGGUCUGCGCAGGCUGAGUUUUGCAUAUCAUGGGUGUUGUGUGAUGGUGUUUUCAUCUGAUUGUCAAACAAAUAAAAAAGUUCAAUCCACCAUAAUAAUUCCAUAAUAAUUUAGCCUACUAUAAUUCAUUUAGUUUCUGCUUAUACUUUCCGACAUUUGGUAGGCCAUUUAUUUGUCAACUAUAGUUAGAUACAUGCAGCUUCUCUUCUGUCAUAACUUGUUGCCCCAGAAUACUAAAUAAAGUAGUGCUCACCAGAAUAAUGUCUUACAUUGAUAGAUGAAUGCAUUAGUAAUCUAGUUAACACCAGUAAAGUUGUCUGUUUUGUUUAGGGACCGGGAAGAAAACGCAAUAACUCCAAAACAGUGGAAAGAUUGGUCCUGUGCAAAUGUCAUCAGUUUGACCAGUUUUAAGGAAAUGAAAAGCUGAGAAAACGACGAAACACGUUUCUGAUAAGACUUCAGUUGUUCUUGGUUGCAUAUUUUAUGUGGUUAAAAUACUGUCUGCUUGCAUAACAGUGUCAAAGAUAACACAUUACACGCACAUUCGCAUUUUCUCAAGAGAUGCUGAAAAAACGAAAUCAUAUUUCUCCACUCCUGUUCCUGAGACAAAAUUAUAUAUUGUAUAAUUUCACUGCAAGAAAUGCAUAAUUCUGCAGGAGUUAAUAUUACUACGCAGCUACAUGAGAGAGGUUAUAGGCCUACAGUCAGUGUCCAUAUUUCAGUGACUAUUCCAUUUAACCCAUAGGAAUUUAAAUGAGGAAUAUUCUGUUUAUUCAUGGAUAGAGGGAUACUCAUGAGUGUGAUAUCAAAGGUGCGUGUAAACCGCUUAUCCCCAAUAAGACCUUAAGCAGGAGAUGAGCUCCUAUCUGGAAUACUGUGCACAUGUAAACGUGGUCACUCACUACUGUUCUCUGUCUCGCUUUUUCUCUCCCCCCUCCUCUCUUUGUCUGUAUUGUAUAUAUUUUGUAUCUCUCUCUACCCCAUAUAUAUCAUCCCUGUCUCUUUUCAAGCCAUUAUUAUUACAUCACACACACAUUGGUUUACCUGUCUUAUGUGUGAUGGUGUGUGUCCCCGUUCCUAAUGAUUUGUGUGUGUGUCUAUACCAUUACUGGUGGGUGGGUGUGUGUGUGUGUGUGUGUGUGUGUGUGUGUGUGUGUACAGUCAAUGGGGUGCCUUGGCCCCAGGAGCAGGGCCGGAGGAACAGUCACACGUUUAACUGCCGGAUGCUGAAGAGGCCUCCUGACGAGGUGGACUCAGAGAACCAGGAGGCACGCCAGCAGUACGACAUCAUGCAGUGUUUCACUGUCUCCCAGCCCAAAGCCAUGCAAGAUGAGGGAGAUGGUGAGUACACACACACACACACACACACACAUAUACACAUAUGUAUACAUACACACACACACAGCCUACAUACACAGAUACAUGCCACUUAUGCACACAGACGUUUACAUACACACACUUGCCAUACACAUUGAAGAAGGUGCAGCAUCAACAUGAGAAUGCUGGUCUUUACCUUGUCCUCCUAGCUAGCCCUGAGCCAUAUUGGAGGGAUAGAGUUAGACACGGUGACGCCCUGCGUAUUACAGCAAACACACACUCACAGUCACACAACACACACACACCUGUCAGAGUCUUAACUCUGACCUCUCCUGACCUUUGAUUGGUGUUGUGCCCAGACCUGCAGAGCUGCCUGAUCUGCAUAGCCUGCCGGAUGCCCCGACCCCAGCAGCUCCCCGCUAUCAGCACUGAGUCCUUCAUCACCAAACAGGACCCCACAGGUAUUAACCCCUGACCUCUCACCUUUUACCUCUCAACUGCUGUUGGCACACAGACACUCCAUACACACACACACUCCAAUGUGUGGAUUAGAGAGCUUUCUUUUUGUGCCAGAAGAUGGACUAACUAGAGUGUUGCACAAUAAACAGGCUUGUUGGUAAAGAUACCUAAAGAGGAAAGGCAAGGACAGGGUUUCAGCUCUCACUACUACUGCCAUUUACAUCUGAGUGUCUCAAAACUCCAUUUAAAUGGUAUUUUGUAUCAUUGUGGAACUCUAACUCUGACCUAAUAAUGUACCCCCAUCUGGGUUUUAUCACCGAGCCUCAGUAUCUCUGGAUACUGAUGUGUUUGUUUGUUUCUGUGCGUCUGUGUAUCUCCAGGGAAAAUCAUCUCCAUAGAGACGAGUGCUCUGCGGGCGACGGGGCGACCAGGCUGGGAGGACCUGGUCAGGAAGUGCAUCUACGCAUUCUUCCAGCCGCAGGGCAAAGAACCCUCCCACGCCAAGAAGCUGCUCCACGAGGGUGGGAGAAGGGAGUGAGGGGGGGGGAGAAUGGGAGGAUGAGGAAGAGUAGGGGGGGAAGGAAGAGUAGGGGGGAGAGGAAGAGUAGGGGGAGAGGAGAGUAGAAGAGUAGGGGUCAGAAGAGUAGGGGGGUCAGAAGAGUAGGGGGUGGGGGGUCAGAAGAGUAGGGGGUUACGGUUAGUGGGGUAAGAAGAGUAGGGGGUUAGAGUAGGGGGGGAGUGAUGAGUAGGGGGGUGGCGGUAGGGGGUGGGUCGAAGAGUGGGGGGGGCCGGUCGUCAUCGUAGGGGGUCGUAGGAAGAGUAGGGGGGAGUGGAAAGGAGAGGGGAAAGAUAAACUUUCUGCACUUUUCUCAAUAAUGAAACUGUAACAACAAAGUACAGUGUGGUACCAUUGCAAAGACAUAUAUAUUUUUUCUCCUUAAAUGUGUGCCACAAUGAUAAGUAGGCCAAUUCUUGUUUGUGCAUGUGUGUGUUGACAGUGAUGACCCAUGGCACGGCUAUCAGUCCUCUUUACCAGUUCAACCUGAGCGAUGGGACCCCCCUCAGUGCUCAGACCCGCUGCAAGUUCUGCUGCCCCCCCAAAUCCGACGUUCAGCCCUUCAUCAUGGGCAUUCACACUAUUGACAGGUAACACACCCAACCGUGCACGCACGCAUGAACACACACACUGGCAAGUCAUGUGGAACAAGUAGAAUGUAUGACUUUAUUGCCAAUCAACGUUUUCAAGGGUAGGAAUUGAUAGGAAUGUGUUUUUGUGCCAAUGACGUAAACAAACAAUACUUUUUCCAGAAUAUUUCUCUAACCCAGCUGAUGUUGUGCUCUUGUCUUCCUUCUCUUGUAGGGAACACAACACUGCUAGCUCUCAGGAAAACACUAACUCCAGCCUUCUACUGACCCAUGGGAGCCCUGCUUCCUCCCAGCCCUCCCGCUCCCCUGCCCUCACCCCGGGCAUCGAGGCCAGCCAAGCCCCAGGCCCCACCUCGAGCCUCCAUCUCAACAAUGGAAACAGCUCCGGCACCACCGCCCCCACCACACCCACCAACCAGUCAGCAGGGUACCUGACGCCCAACCGGUUGUGUCCUCAGCAGGUCAACAGCCCCUCACCCCUGGGCAGCCCCCUCACAGCCAUCCCUACCUCAUUCAUGUCGCCCAAGCCCCCCAGGGGCAGUCCGGGGCUGGGCGGCAGCCCGCGCGUCCCAGGGAACCCCUUCUCCCCUUCCACCCCUGGCCUGAACACUCCGGCAGGGGCCCUAGGAGGUGGUGGUGGCGGGGGCGGUGGAAUCCUCAGCAGGCAGCACUCUGGUGGGGACGGUGGAGCAGGGACCCCCUUAGGUUUCUCCCUGCCUUCCCCUCUACCUCAGAGGAAGGCCAGCACCCCCACCAACUCCCCAACGCGCCCUCCCCCUGCCAAGCCCCCUGAGGGAAGAGGAGGAAGUGGGGGAGGAGAGUACCUGGGGGGUAACCCCAAACUCAACCAGCUCCUGGACAAUAGCAGAGUGGGGCCGCCUGGGGACCCCAACAACACUGCUCCCCACCCCAACACACCCACCUCCACCCCUCAGUGCCCGGCCUCCCACAGCACGCUGACGGAGCGCCACAAGAUCCUUCACCGCCUCCUGCAGGACAGCAGCCCAGCCGAGGGCGGCAAUGGCAAGGAGUCUGAGAUCAAGAAGGAGCCUCCUGCCAGCCCUGCCACCGCCAACCCCAACGGACCCCCCAUCACCCCCCAGGACCACCAGCUGCUGCGCUUCCUCCUGGACACGGAUGAGAAGGACCUGAGAGACCUGCCCCCUCCGGCCGCUCUCAGCCUGCAGACGGUCCGGGUCAAGACUGAGAAGAGGGCUAGCGGGGAUACCACGCCCUGUGCUGCAGCCUGUGCCAGCCCCAAGACCAAACCCAGCCCUGCAGACAGCAGGCUGUCCAGAGACCCGGUACUGUCUGCAACCCUACUCCUCCUCCUCAUACACAGUGCCAGUAGUAUCCAUAGUCGGCAAGGUCCCAGACGUGCAGAACUCUCAGACAGUUUAAGUUUGGGGUUAAGGUUAGGAAUAGGGUUAGGUUUUAGGGUUGGGGCCAGGGGUUAGAAUUAGGGACUUCCAGGAAAAUGUAGCUCUGGAUAUCCCUGUUGUUGUGGUCGUCACAGUGCCAGGAACGUGAGAGUGCCUUGCUGGCUGGCUGCCUGAGUGCAUGCUGCUGCUCCCUUCUAAAGGGAGCAUGUGAUUCGCUGCUGUAUUUGUUCUAUUUACGUUGAGCGCAUAGCAGUGGUGUGAAGUACUUAAGUAAAAAUACUUGAAAGUACUACUUAAAUAGUUUUUUUGGGUAUCUGUACUUUACUUUACUAUUUAUAGUUUUGACAACUUUUACUUUUACUUCACUACGUUUUCCCUGACACCCAAAAGUACUCAUUACAUUUUGAAUGCUUAGCAGGACAGGAAAAUGGUCUAAUUCAUACACUUAUCAAGAGAACAUCCUUGUCAUCCCUACUGCCUCUGAUCUGGCGGACUCACUAAACACAUGCUUCGUUUGUAAAUGAUGUCUGAGUGUUGGAGCAUGCCCCUCGGCUAGCUGUAAAUUAAACAAAACAAGAAAAUGGUGCCGUCUGGUCUGCUUAAUAUAAGGAAUUUUAAAUGAUUUAUACUUGUACUUUUGAUACUUUAAGUAUAAUUUAUCAAUUCCAUCUACUUUUGAUACUUAAGUAUAUUUAAAACCAAAUACUUUUAGACUUUUACUCAAGUAGGGUUUUACUGGGUGACUUUCACUUUUAUUUGAGUCAUUUUCUAUUAAGGUAUCUUUACUUUUACUCAAGUAUGACAAUUUGGUACUUUUUCCACCACUCGUGCAUAGUAACACUCCCUCACUGCCCUCUUAAAUCAGGAGCUAGUUGUGUUCAUUUGUGGCCCCUCUUGGACUUUGACUCUCCCCAGCACAGAGCUUCCAGCAGCAGCAAUUGAAGUUCUUUGACCUUUGCUUUCUCUCCCUGUCUUUCCCCCCCUCUCCGUCCCUUCCUUUCAUUCUUUGCCCCGCUCCCUCUCUCUCUUAGUUUCCCAGUGGACCUGCUGACCUGGACCCUCUCAGCCAGCUGCUGCCCACCCUCAGGGGCCCCGCUGGGGCCAAGCAGGGCAGCGAGGAGAAGGGUGGCCCCCUGGCCCUGUCGUCCCAUAGCCACCAGACCCAACCUCAACCUCGGCUCCAGUCACCUCCACAGCCUCGGCUUCAGUCCCCCUCCCAACCUCAACCCCAACUUCAGUCCCCUACUCAGGUCCAGCCUCAGAACCAUCUUCAGUCCCCUCUCCAGUCCCCUACCCAUCUCCAACCCCAGAACCAGCUUCAAUCCCCUACCCUAUUCCAGCCCAGCGAGGCCAACGUUCCCAGAGCCGUGAGCGUGAAGAGGGAGCCUCCCGGAACACCAAGCCAAGGUACAGCAGGGAUUAGGGGGGUCAAGGGUGAAGGGUCACCAUAGAGGGUCACCCCACUGUAUGCUGCCUAUCUUCAUUUUCCGCGUGGCCACCCAGGAAAGGACUGAUCCUGACCAUGUGUCUGUUUGUGUCUGUGCAGGGCUUACUGAUGGUUCCUCCAGCCUGCAGAACCAGUCACACUUUGAUUUCUGCAGCCCCACCACCCCCAGCCAGGGACAGGGACAAAGGGAGUCCUUCCAGACACCCAAAGACAGCAGCAGCCCCUUCACAGAGCCUGGACUCAUGAACUCAUUCAACUCCAACACCGGUAUGAACUAGAAUACGCUCAUAUCAAACAAUCCUCUAUCAAAUAUCUAUAGGGCAUUUCCUAAAAUAAUAGGAAAUUACAUAAUUAUUACAUAAUAAUAAUAUGGAAUCUAUGGGUUAGUUGUUUGUUUCAUGGGGGUUCAUUAAGAGUUGUGUGUUGUGCUGUCCUUCAGGGUUGUCUAAGAUGGAGACGGACUCUCAGCAGUUCCAGCCCCUGGCCCUGACUGACUCUCUGUCCUUUGAUGGAGGCAUGGGAAACCCUGUGCAAGCCUCUCUGGCCUCCCCUCAGGAGUGAGUAUAGUACUUAUAUGUAGACACACAGACGCAUACAUUCCUCAUUGCUCACAUUCCAAUUCACACGCACACAGAACCAAACCUUGCACAUCCUUACAUUGAAUGCACACACUCCCAUGUUCCUGACUCUCCCCCCUUUCCCCCUCUGUGUGCCGCAGGCAGUGUGUCCCGUGUCCACUGGAUGAGCUGCUGUGCCCCCCCACCACCCCAGAGGGUCGUAACGAUGAGAAGGCCCUCCUGGACCAGCUGGUGUCCUUCCUGAGUGGGACGGACGAGAGCGAGCUGGCAGAGCUGGACCGAGCCCUGGGCAUCGACAAGCUGGUGCAGGUGAGAUCACAGGAGGAGGAGAAUGAUAGUAGAUUGCGUUUGCCUUUUUCAAGUGUUAUCUAUAUAAGGAAGAGGACAGGCACUGUCAUACAACCUGAUUCUACUAAAUCAAAUCAAAUCAAAUUGUAUUUGUCACAUGCGCCGAAUACAACAGGUGUAGACCUUACAGUGAAAUGCUUACUUACAAGCCCUUAACCAACAAUGCAGUUUUAAGAAAAAUAAGUGUUAAGUAAAGAAUAGAUAAGUAAAAAAUAACAAAUAAGAAGAAAUAACAAAUGAUUAAAGAGCAGCAGUAAAAUAACAGUAGCGAGGCUGUAUACAGGGGGUACCGGUACAGAGUCAAUGGGCAGGGUACAGGUUAGUCCAGGUAAUUGAGGUAAUAUGUACAUUUAGCUAGAGUUAAAGUGACUAUGCAUAGAUAAUAAACAGAGUGGCAGCAGCGUAAAAGAGGGGUGGGGGGGUACAAUGCAAAUAGUCCGGAUAGCCAUUUGAUUAGCUGUUCAGGAGUCUUAUGGCUUGGGGGUAGAAGCUGUUAAGAAGCCUUUUGGACCUAGUCCUGCAUGGCAGGAAGCUUGGCCCCAGUGAUGUACUGGGCUGUACGCACUACACUCUGUAGUGCCUUGCGGUCGGAGGCCGAGCAGUUGCCAUACCAGGCAGUGAUGCAACCAGUCAGGAUGCUCUCGAUGGUGCAGCUGUAUAACUUUUUGAGGAUCUGAGGACCCAUGCCAAAUCUUUUCAGUCUCCUGAGGGGGAAUAGGCUUUGUCGUGCCCUCUUCACUACUGUCUUGGUGUGUUUGGACCAUGAUAGUUUGUUGGUGAUGUGGACACCAAGGAACUUGAAGCAAUCAACCUGCUCCACUACAGCCCCGUCGAUGAGAAUGGGGGCAUGCUCGGUCCUCCUUUUCCUGUAGUCCACAAUCAUCUCCUUUGUCUUGAUCACGUUGAGGGAGAGGUUGUUAUCCUGGCACCACACUGCCAGGUCUCUGACCACCUCCGUAUAGGCUGUCUCAUCGUUGUCGGUGAUCAGGCCUACCACUGUUGUGUCGUCGGCAAACUUAAUGAUGGUAUUGGAGUUGUGCCUGGCCAUGCAGUCAUGGGUGAACAGGGAGUACAGGAGUGGACUGAGCACGCACCCCUGAAGGGCCCCCGUGUUGAGGAUCAGUGUGGCAGAUGUGUUGUUACCUACCCUUACCACGUCCCAUCAGGAAGUCCAGGAUCCAGUUGCAGAGGGAGGUGUUUAGUCCCAGGGUCCUUAGCUUAGUGAUGAGCUUUGAGGGAACAAUGGUGUUGAACGCUGAGCUGUAGUCAAUGAAUAGCAUUCUCACGUAGGUGUUCCUUUUGUCCAGGUGGGAAAGGGCAGUGUGGAUUGUAAUAGAGAUUGCAUGAUCUGUGGAUCUGUUGGGGCGGUAUGCAAAUUGGAGUGGGUCUAGGGUUUCUGGGAUAAUGGUGUUGAUGCGAGCCAUGACCAGCCUUUCAAAGCACUUCAUGGCUACAGUCUGUAGUCAUUUAGGCAGGUUACCUUAGUGUUCUUGGGCACAGGGACUAUGGUAGUCUGCUUGAAACAUGUUGGUAUUACAGACUCUGUCAGGGACAGGUUGAAAAUAUCAGUGAAGACAUUUGCAAGUUGGUCAGCGCAUGCUCGGAGUACACGUUCUGGUAAUCCGGCUGGCCCUGCAGCCUUGUGAAUGUUGACCUGUUUAAAGGUCUUACUCACAAUGGCCAUGGAGAGCGUGAUCACACAGUCGUCCGGAACAGCUGAUGCUCUCAUGCAUGCUUCAGUGCUGCUUGCCUCGAAGCGAGCAUAGAAGUAAUUUAGCUCGUCUGGUAGGCUCGUGUCACUGGGCAGCUCGCGGCUGUGCUUCCCUUUGUAGUCUGUAAUAGUUUGCAAACCCUGCCACAUCCGACGAGCGUCGGAGCCGGUAUAGUACGAUUCAAUCUUAGUCCUGUAUUGACGCUUUGCCUGUUUGAUGGGUCGUCGGAGGGCAUAGCGGGAUUUCUUAUUAGCGUCCGGGUUAGAGUCCCGCUCCUUGAAAGCGGCAGCUCUACCCUUUAGCUCAGUGCAGAUGUUGCCUGUAAUCCAUGGCUUCUGGUUGGGGUAUGUACGUACUGUCACUGUGGGGACGACAUCAUCGAUGUACUUAUUGAUGAAGCCAGUGACUGAUGUGGUGUACUCCUCAAUGCCAUCGGAAGAAUCCCGGAAUAUAUUCCAGUCUGUGCUAGCAAAACAGUCCUGUAGCUUAGCGUCUGCGUCAUCUGACCACUUCUUUAUUGACCGAGUCACUGGUGCUUCCUGCUUUAGUUUUUGCUUGAAAGCAGGAAUCAGGAGGAUAUAAUUAUGGUCAGAUUUCCCAAAUGUAGGGCGAGGGAGAGCCCUCCAUACUACACUACAGAGCUGAGAGCGCUAAAUAUAGAGUGAAUUUAAAUUCCUGUCCAAAGCACCACAGAAUCUAUUUUUUUUCUAUCAGUACAGUACUGCAAUCAUCGAUACAUGCUUGACGUAAUGAUUCAUUUGGUCCUGGGGAGUUUGUUGGACUGUAAUUAACCCAGUAUUGACCUGUCCAUUCCUCUCCCUAGGGCGGCUGCUUCGACCCCAUCCCUCAACGGUUUCCCUCCCAGCCCCCUGCCGCCACCCCCAUCUCCAUGGACCCCAAGCUGCCCAGCUACCCCUCUCAGUUCAGCACCGGCCCCCCUGCCCAGUUCCCUCCAGAUAUGGCAGGGGGGCAGGGUUUGGGGGGCUUCGGGGCACCCAGGGGGACCUUCCCUGGGGGCAUGACGCUGAGGCCUGGCAUGGGCAGAGCGCCUGGCAUGGCCAAUCAGCUCCGACUGCCACCCAACCAGCUUAGGUUACAGCUGCAACAGAGGCUGCAGGGCCCACAGCAGGUAGGAUGUGCUGGACAGAGCGGGUACAUUAGGGGUUGCAGCACUAACACACCAGAUUAAACUAUACUGAACAAAAAUAUAAAUGCAACAAUUUCAACGAUUUUACUGAGUUACAGUUCAUGUAAGGAAAUCAGUCAAUUGAAAUUAAUUCAUUAGGCCCUAAUCUAUGGAUUUCACAUGACUGGGCAGGGGCGCAGCCAUGGGUGGGCCUGGGAGGGCAUAGGCCCACCCACUUGGGAGCCAGGCCCAGCCAAUCAGAAUGUGUUUUUCCCCACAAAAGGGCUUUAUUACAGACAGAAAUACUCCUCAGUUUCAUCGGCUGUCCGGGUGGCUGUUCUCAGAUGAUCCCGCAGGUGAAGAAGCCGGAUAUGGAUGUCCUGGGCUGGCGUGGUUACACGUGGUCUGCGGUUGUGAGGCCGGUUAUACGUACUGCCAAAUUCUCUAAAACAACGUUUGAGGCAGCUUAUGGUAGAGAUAUGAACAUUAAAUUAUCUGGCAACAGCUCUGGUGGACAUUCCUGCAGUCAGCAUGCCAAUUGCAUGCUCCCUCAAAACUUGAGACGUCUGUGGCAUUGUGUUGUGUGACAAAACUGCACGUUUUAGAGUGGCCAUUCAUUGUCCCCAGCACAAGGUGCACCUGUGUAAUGAUCAUGCUGUUUAAUCAGCUUCUUGAUAUGCAACCCCUGUCAGUUGGAUGGAUUAUCUUGGCAAAGGAGAAAUGCUCACUAACAGGGAUGUAAACACAUUUCUGCACAGAAUUAUAGAGAUAUAAGCUUUUUGUGCAUAUGGAACAUUUCUGGGAUCUUUUAUUUCAGCUCAUGAAACAUGGGAGCAACACUUUACAUGUUGCGUUUAUAUUUUUGUUAAGUAUAGAUUAAACCAGGACACCGCUGCUCAAGAGGAACAGAGUUACCUACCCAGGCUGGCCCACUCCCCUGGUCCGUCUUUCUAACGUGGGCGUAGUUGAUUCCCUCCUCUCUACACAGGGGGGGGGGGGGGGUGAGUUUUAACAGGCCUUGUUUACGUUAAUGAAGCCUGUAUCACGCAGUGUUGCCUUUUAAUCCUAGUCAGAGCCAGCGCUCGUUAAACACUGGCUUGGCAAUAGUAAAUCUCCCUCCUGGCCAACCGGGCAGCCCUGCAUUGUGUUAAUGUGCCAUUGUGUUGUGUGGCUAAGUAGAGCUAGCUAGCGUGGUGAAAUGGGUGGUCAUGUGAAGAAGAGAGCCUCCUAUGCUCCAUUAUGGUACAGCAGAACAAACACAUGGGAACUAAAUGUCUGCUACAAGCCCAUCUAUGGUAGGGGAGUACUGGACUGUAUGUACUGUAUAUUCACUAUGACUGAUUGUUUAUUAUCCUUUUUGCUGAGAGAGAGAGAGAGGCUCCCACACAAACGUGGCUCACAUCUCUCCCCUUUUUUUCCCCCCUCAAGGUCUCUCUCCUUCAUGCUCCACUCACACAUGCUGCUCUUACUCAUGGUUCCCACACAGCGGUCUCUGCAUAUUAUUAUUCUGACUUUAGUGCUUCUUCUGCUAGCUGCUCAUGUUGAUUUAAAAGACCUCAUGGCAAAGUAAAGGAUAUUAAGAAUAUGGAAUUCAGCAGAACUCCUUUGUUCUCAUUCCUGGUCCUCUUUAUCAGUGUUUAACACACUUCUCUUUAUCUAUCAGUUCUCUUCUCAUGUGCUUUUUUUCUCUCACACUUUUCACUCAUCAGUCUCUUUUUCUAUCUCAAGCUUUUAUUUUCUUUCUAUCUGCUCUCACUAUGACUCACUCCUCUCUCGUCUCUAUAAUUUCUUCGCUGAGUCCGCUCCGUUCCUCCUCUCCACCCUCUAUUGUUUCUCCCUCCUCUCCUCUAUCAGUCGUGUGACUCACUCCCCUCUCGCUCUCUCUCUCUGCCAGCUGCAGAACAGGCUGGCUGCCAUGAGCCAGUUCCCAGGGGGAGCUCACAUUGCCAUGGGGAUGCGUCAGGGAGUGCAGCAGCCUCAGAUGCCCUCUCAGGUGAGUGUUUCUGGGGAACUCACGAUCACCAUCAAUCCUGUCCUCACUCUUCCUUCUCUCUUGGUCUCGUAAUUGUUUUUCUCUGUCUCCAAUCCUUUUUCUCUUACUCUAUUUCUAUCUCUCUUUCGGAAUGGUGUGUAUUGAGUAAGUCCUAAGCAUCGUAGCUAGUUGUACUGAGUUACUGGUAAGAAAACCAAGUGCCCUGUACUCUUCUCCGUCCACCCCUCUCCCUCUCUCUGAGUUAAGUAUCUUCCAGUCUAUUUCAAAUGGUAUAGGUCAUUUGGGAAACUAUGCAUGCACGUUGUGAGGGCUGUUUUGCGGACAGAAAGUGUCUCCUAUAAGUCCCCUAUCCUCUCUGUCUCUCUCCAGCCUCCUCUGAACGCCCAGAUGCUCGCCCAGAGGCAGCGGGAGCUCUACAGUUUCCAGCACCGCCAGAGGCAGCUCCUGCAGCAGAAGGUCAUGUUGAUGAGGCAGGGCAUGGGGACCGGGGGGCCUAUUGGGGCCACCAGGGGACAAAAAGGACCCCAGCCACAGCAACAACAGUUUAGCUACCCUCCAGGCUACAGCCCCAUGUCAGGAAACCCACCCAGCACCCCCUGCCUAUUCAACCCCAUGGGAGGGCCCCUGGACCCCAAGCUGUCGGGCCUGGCCCCCUUGGGCAGCCAGGCAGCCAUGAUGGGGGGGAUACAGGGACAGUUUGGGGGGGGAGUGAACUCGGCGGUCCAGGCUGGGCUCUUCCAGCAGUUUGGAGGACCAGGUGAGUGACUAGGCUACCUAGGUUUCCACCAUAAUCACUGCUAGAUUAUGUCUGGUUGGUGGUUCUGUCUCUAUAACAUCAGAAAUUGUCAGUACAAUGUGCUGUUAAUAUUGAUAUCAAAAUAACAUAUAAUGUGCUGACAUUGUCAAUAUCAAAAUGUGAUGCAGACAGGAUCCAUAGAAAAUGGAAUACAGUGCUGCUGGCAAAUAUCAAUAUGAAAAUGGUUUAGACUCUAGAAUGUUCUAACACUAUCUCUCUGUCCUUUUCCUCAAAGGUAUGGUCCAGCAAGGAGACCCCUCGUUCCCUCCAGAGCUCAGCCCCACCAGCCCCCUGCUGUCCCCUCAGAACUCCACCUCCCAGAGUCCUCUGCUCCAGCUGGCCCAGCCUCCUCCUGGGUACCAGUCACCUGACAUGAAGAGUUGGCAGCAAGCUGGCAUGGGCAGCAACAGGUGAGGUGGCCAGAGCCAUGCCUGUGUAAACGUGUAAAUUGCAUAGCCCGUUGUUGACUUAGCAUCUACAUAGAAAUGACAUGGUCAGAUGGUUAUUAUAUAAUAAUUAACUGUUUGUUACUUAGAUAAUUAUUUCUAACAAGCACUUAUGUAACAUUAUACCAGAUGUGUUUAAUUAUUUGAAGUCUAUAUAUUUAUUCUAUAUAUUGUCUUGGUAGUUACAGUGGGGGAAAAAAGUAUUUAGUCAGCCACCAAUUGUGCAAGUUCUCCCACUUAAAAAGAUGAGAGAGGCCUGUAAUUUUCAUCAUAGGUACACGUCAACUAUGACAGACAAAUUGAGCAUUUUUUCCCCAGAAAAUCACAUUGUAGGAUUUUUAAUGAAUUUAUUUGCAAAUUAUGGUGGAAAAUAAGUAUUUGGUCACCUACAAACAAGCAAGAUUUCUGGCUCUCACAGACCUGUAACUUCUUCUUUAAGAGGCUCCUCUGUCCUCCACUCGUUACCUGUAUUAAUGGCACCUGUUUGAACUUGUUAUCAGUAUAAAAGACACCUGUCCACAACCUCAAACAGUCACACUCCAAACUCCACUAUGGCCAAGACCAAAGAGCUGUCAAAGGACACCAGAAACAAAAUUGUAGACCUGCACCAGGCUGGGAAGACUGAAUCUGCAAUAGGUAAGCAGCUUGGUUUGAAGAAAUCAGCUGUGGGAGCAAUUAUUAGGAAAUGGAAGACAUACAAGACCACUGAUAAUCUCCCUCGAUCUGGGGCUCCACGCAAGAUCUCACCCCGUGGGGUCAAAAUGAUCACAAGAACGGUGAGCAAAAAUCCCAGAACCACACGGGGGGACCUAGUGAAUGACCUGCAGAGAGCUGGGACCAAAGUAACAAAACCUACCAUCAGUAACACACUACGCCGCCAGGGACUCAAAUCCUGCAGUGCCAGACGUGUCCCCCUGCUUAAGCCAGUACAUGUCCAGGCCCGUCUGAAGUUUGCUAGAGUGCAUUUGGAUGAUCCAGAAGAGGAUUGGGAGAAUGUCAUAUGGUCAGAUGAAACCAAAAUAGAACUUUUUGGUAAAAACUCAACUCGUCGUGUUUGGAGGACAAAGAAUGCUGAGUUGCAUCCAAAGAACACCAUACCUACUGUAAAGCAUGGGGGUGGAAACAUCAUGCUUUGGGGCUGUUUUUCUGCAAAGGGACCAGGACGACUGAUCCGUGUAAAGGAAAGAAUGAAUGGGGCCAUGUAUCGUGAGAUUUUGAGUGAAAACCUCCUUCCAUCAGCAAGGGCAUUGAAGAUGAAACGUGGCUGGGUCUUUCAGCAUGACAAUGAUCCCAAACACACCCGGGCAACGAAGGAGUGGCUUCGUAAGAAGCAUUUCAAGGUCCUGGAGUGGCCUAGCCUGUCUCCAGAUCUCAACCCCAUAGAAAAUCUUUGGAGGGAGUUGAAAGUCCGUGUUGCCCAGCGACAGCCCGAAAACAUCACUGAGGAGAUCUGCAUGGAGGAAUGGGCCACAAUACCAGCAACAGUGUGUGAAAACCUUGUGAAGACUUACAGAAAACGUUUGACCUGUGUCAUUGCCAACAAAGGGUAUAUAACAAAGUAUUGAGAAACUUUUGUUAUUGACCAAAUACUUAUUUUCCACCAUAAUUUGCAAAUAAAUUCAUAAAAAAUCCUACAAUGUGAUUUUCUGGAUUUUUUCCCCGUCAUUUUGUCUGUCAUAGUUGACGUGUACCUAUGAUGAAAAUUACAGGCCUCUCUCAUCUUUUUAAGUGGGAGAACUUGCACAAUUGGUGGCUGACUAAAUACUUUUUUUCCCCACUGUAUAAUGACCAGAGAUAGCAGCUGAAAGAGGAGUGUACAUAAAACCACUGGUACCAUGACUUUGUGUUCUGUCUGUGUGUCAGCUUAUUCAGCCAGUCUGGUCAGACGACGCCCCAGGCCUUUGGGCAACAGGGGGUCUACAACAACAUGAGUAUCACCGUGUCAAUGGCAGGAGGCUCAGGGGGGGUGGGCUCGCUACCUCCCAUGGGACCACCCGUUGGCCUGGGCAACAGUAACCUUGGCAACGUCAGCUCCAUGUGUAACGAUCAGGUGAGGGUGCCACACCUAAAGUCAGCCGCCUCAACUUAGAGGAAGUCGAGUAGAAAAGCAGUAACAGACCAUCUAAGCUGCCCUUUGACCAAAACUGAUGUGGUGAACCAUUUCACUAAGGCCCUCCUCCUUUCGCUUUCAUUUCCUUCUAUUCUCCUCCCUCCUUCAUCCACUGAUGUCUUCCUCUUUCCCUCCUCUCCUCAUCAGGUACAGCAGGUUCAAGUGUUUGCCGACGUCCAGUGUACGGUGAACCUGGUGGGCAGCGACUCCUACCUGAACCAGUCGGGGUCCAUAGGCCCCCAGAAGAGCCCCCAGGGGCCUCAGAGCAGCCAGUCCCAGCAGAAGAGCCUCCUCCAGCAGCUCCUCACAGAGUGACUCCUCAGCUCAGCCGCCUGCCAGGGGAAAGGUUCUCCGCAGACCACCAACCUCUUUUCUUUUUCACCUUUGGUUUUAGACAGCUACCUGCCGGACUGGUUAGGAGGGCCCUAGGAGGGAGACUGAGGUCC
Coregonus sp. 'balchen' is the source of this 16921-nucleotide messenger RNA. Lineage: Eukaryota; Metazoa; Chordata; Actinopteri; Salmoniformes; Salmonidae. The record is from the annotation of a GenBank genome assembly.